AUGGAGGCGGCCUCGCCGGCUGGACCCCGCGCCCCGCAACUGUACGCGCCAGGAGGGGCGGGCGCGCUGGGGAGCCUGCUGCGCGGGCUCACAGGCCAGCUCUUCACCUGGCAUAUCUUGAAGACAGUUGCCCUGGGUCAGAUGCUGUCCUUGUGUAUAUGUGGGACAGCCAUCACCAGCCAGUACCUGGCAGAAAAAUACAAAGUGACCACCCCCAUGCUUCAGAGCUUUAUCAACUAUUGCUUGCUGUUUCUAUUUUAUACAGUGAUGCUGACAUUUCAAUCAGGGAGCGAUAACCUUUUAUCCAUCUUGAAGAGAAAAUGGUGGAAGUAUGUCCUCCUUGGGUUAGCAGACGUGGAAGCUAAUUACCUGAUCGUCCGAGCGUACCAGUACACCACUCUAACCAGUGUCCAGCUUCUGGACUGCUUUGGGAUCCCUGUGUUGAUGGCUCUCUCGUGGUUUAUUCUUUAUGCAAGAUACAGAGUGAUCCACUUCGUCGCUGUGGCUGUAUGUCUGCUGGGCGUGGGAACGAUGGUCGGUGCAGACAUCCUGGCAGGGAGGGAAGACAACUCCGGGAGUGACGUCCUGAUUGGUGACAUCUUGGUCCUUCUUGGGGCUUCCCUCUAUGCUGUUUCUAACGUGUGUGAAGAAUACAUUGUGAAGAAGCUGAGCAGACAGGAGUUUUUAGGGAUGGUGGGCUUAUUUGGAACAAUUAUCAGCGGCAUACAGCUAUUGAUUGUGGAAUAUAAGGAUAUUGCCAGCAUCCAGUGGGACUGGAAGAUUGCCCUGCUGUUUGUGGCGUUUGCCCUCUGCAUGUUUUGCCUGUACAGCUUCAUGCCACUCGUGAUUAAAGUCACCAGUGCCACCUCUGUGAACUUGGGCAUCCUGACAGCUGACCUCUACAGUCUUUUCUUUGGACUCUUUCUGUUUGGCUAUAAGUUCUCCGGGCUCUACAUUCUGUCCUUCUCCGUCAUCAUGGUGGGCUUCAUUCUGUACUGCUCUGCCCCGACGCGCACGGCGGAGCCCGCAGAAAGCAGCGUGCCGCCCGUCUCCGGCAUCGGGAUCGACAACCUAGGGCUGAAGCUGGAGGAGAACCUGCAGGAGACCCACUCAGCCGCCUUGUAGCUACAGAGGAAGGCGCCUGUGCUUGUGCACCCGAGGCUUCCCCGGAAACCGGGAGGCGCCCCUGGAGGCAGCAGACCCUGCUGACGGCAGAGGGGACUCGGAAAAUUAUUAGGGGAGCGAGCACUGCAACUUUGGAUUGGAUCCCAGUGGUUAGAUUUUGCAAAGGAAUAGAAAAUAGUGUAUCGAAGCAGAAAUACGAAAACAGAGCAGAAGGCAAGGUGGCUGGGAUCAUGUUUCUGUGGGUUUGAGGACCAAUACCUGUUCGGGUCAGGGAGACAAGGUGUGCCCCACACUGGGGUCUCAGAGACACCCGUGGGAAAGCGUGGUGGGGCCGAUAGCCAGGCAUGAUCCAGCCUCAGGGCAGGGCCUGCGAGCAGGCUGUCCAGGCUGGGCUGGGCAGUCAGGAGUGGGGGCAGCCCAGGGUGGUUUGGGAGCUGCUUCCCAUGGUUGGAGGCCUCUGGGUUUUGCCUUGCCAAGGUAGUCAUUGUCCACAAGCCCUGUGGUCUUCACGCCACAGUGAGGUCUGGUGACUGAUUGCAUAUGGCAGCAGCAUGGGUGGGGUAGCCCUUGAGAAAUCCUGAGAUACCAGUGUGGGUACCAUUGAGACAGGAAAGAGGGGUGGUGCAGUAAACCUGGGGACCCUCUCUCUGUUCUUCAAAGAGGAUACUACACUACUUCUCACCAAGUAUUUGUAAUGUGCCAUGAAAUUUUUAUGAUACUUCUUCAAUACAAAGUGCAACUAUGUAGCAUCAUUAUGAUAUUAACUACCACUCUGCCACUUUACAAAAACUGUAAACGGUAUGUAAACUUUUCUUUAAUGUAAUAAAGAAAUCGAGGGGAAGUGUUCAUGGUAUUAAAAGAUUUUGAUUUCAUGGGAA
Messenger RNA from Zalophus californianus (California sea lion), 2003 nucleotides. RefSeq names its product solute carrier family 35 member F2 (gene SLC35F2). The record is from RefSeq and is a predicted model, not a curated record. Gene Ontology annotation, molecular function: transmembrane transporter activity. NCBI's taxonomy places the organism in Eukaryota, Metazoa, Chordata, Mammalia, Carnivora, Otariidae. Bases 1 to 1125 code for a protein of 374 amino acids. Gene Ontology annotation, cellular component: membrane. Gene Ontology annotation, biological process: transmembrane transport. The transcript is spliced from 8 exons.